UGAAAAUAUGGAAUUCAAAAUCUAAUUUAUUCAGAGUCGUGUUUGCUCUGGUGUCCUCGUGAUGGCGCUGCUCGAUGCUGUAACGGUUUUAACGGUUUUAACGGUCAUCCAGCAGAGGGCGCGCUGCCGGCGUCGCACGCUCAUCUGCAUAGCCCCGCCCUCUGAGUAUGUCAGCCAUCCAAUGAGAACGCGGCAGGAGACACCCGUUACACCCGCAUCAGAGCCGCCACCGCCGCCGCCUGAGAGCUUCAUCUGUCCGGUGAGAGGCUCCGAACCCGCGCCGAACCAUGACGGACGGCGAAGCCGAAGAUGAGAUCCAGUUCUUACGGACCGAUGAUGAGGUGGUCCUCCAGUGCUCCGCGAUGGUCCAUAAGGAGCAGCAGAAGCUCUGUCUGGCUGCCGAGGGCUUCGGGAACAGACUGUGUUUCCUCGAGUCCACGUCAAACUCAAAGAACGUUCCUCCGGAUCUGUCCAUAUGCACGUUUGUGCUGGAGCAGUCGCUGUCUGUACGAGCGCUGCAGGAGAUGCUGGCUAACACCGAGGAGAGAGCGGAAGGGCUCAUAGACAUGGAGAAAUGGAAAUUCAUGAUGAAGACGGCGCAGGGCGGAGGUCACCGGACGUUGCUCUACGGUCACGCGGUCUUACUGAGACACUCCUACAGCGGGAUGUAUCUGUGCUGUCUGUCUACGGCUCGCUCAUCCACCGACAAACUAGCGUUUGACGUGGGGCUUCAGGAAGACACGACAGGUGAGGCGUGCUGGUGGACCAUCCACCCGGCGUCCAAGCAGAGGUCAGAGGGUGAAAAGGUGCGAGUGGGUGAUGACCUCAUCCUGGUCAGCGUGUCGUCUGAACGAUACCUGCACUUGUCGUAUGGUAACAGCAGUUUGCACGUGGACGCAGCUUUCCAGCAGACGCUCUGGAGCGUGGCUCCAAUCUGCUCCGGCAGUGAAGUGGCUCAGGGCUUCCUGAUUGGUGGAGAUGUUCUGCGGCUGCUGCAUGGUCACAUGGACGAGUGUUUGACCGUUCCGUCAGGAGAACACGGAGAGGAACAGCGCAGGACAGUGCAUUACGAGGGUGGAGCCGUGUCCAUCCACGCCAGAUCCCUCUGGAGGCUGGAGACGCUCCGAGUGGCGUGGAGCGGCAGUCACAUCCGCUGGGGUCAGCUGUUUCGGUUGCGUCACGUGACCACCGGGAAGUAUCUCAGCAUGAUGGACGAUCAAGGACUCCUGCUGAUGGACAAGGAGAAUGCGGACGUCAAAUCAACGGCUUUCUGCUUCCGUUCCUCAAAAGAGAAGCUGGACUUUGGCCUGAGGAAGGAGGUGGAUGGGAUGGGCGUCCCAGACAUCAAAUACGGCGACUCGGUCUGUUAUAUCCAGCAUGUGGACACUGGGCUCUGGCUCACGUACCAGUCUGUGGACGCCAAGUGUGCGCGAAUGGGCGGAGUUCAGAGGAAGGCCAUCAUGCAUCAUGAGGGUCACAUGGAUGACGGUUUGACGCUCUCACGAUCACAACACGAGGAGUCACGCACCGCUAGAGUCAUUCGCAGCACGGUUUUCCUCUUCAACCGCUUCAUCAGGGGUCUAGACACUCUGAGUAAGAAGGGAAAGACGUCUACCCUCGAUCUGCCCAUCGAAUCAGUCAGUCUGAGUCUUGAGGAUCUGAUCGGAUACUUCCAGCCGCCCGACGAACACCUAGAGCACGAGGACAAACAGAACCGCCUGCGAGCGCUCAAGAGCAGACAGAACCUCUUCCAGGAGGAGGGAAUGAUCAACCUGGUGCUGGAGUGUAUCGAUCGUCUGCAUGUGUACAGCAGUGCGGCUCAUUUUGCAGACGUGGCCGGUAAAGAGGCUGGAGAAUCCUGGAAGUCCAUACUGAACUCCCUCUACGAGCUCCUGGCUGCUCUGAUCAGAGGAAACAGGAAGAAUUGUGCUCAGUUUUCCGGCUCUCUGGAUUGGCUGAUCAGUCGUCUGGAGAGGCUGGAAGCGUCGUCUGGGAUUCUGGAGGUUCUGCACUGUGUUCUGGUGGAGAGUCCGGAAGCUCUAAACAUCAUUAAAGAGGGACACAUCAAAUCCAUCAUCUCACUGCUGGACAAACACGGACGCAACCACAAGGUGCUGGAUGUCCUGUGUUCUCUGUGUGUGUGUCACGGUGUGGCCGUUCGCUCCAAUCAGCACCUAAUCUGUGAUAACCUGCUGCCUGGCAGAGACCUGCUGCUGCAGACGCGACUCGUCAAUCACGUCAGCAGCAUGAGGCCCAACAUCUUCCUGGGCGUGAGUGAAGGCUCCGCCCAGUACAGGAAGUGGUAUUAUGAGCUGAUCGUGGACCACGUGGAGGCGUUCGUGACGGCCGAAGCCACUCACCUGCGGGUGGGCUGGGCCUCGACACAGGGCUACGGGCCGUAUCCGGGCGGAGGAGAGGGCUGGGGCGGGAACGGCGUCGGGGACGACCUCUACUCAUACGGCUUUGAUGGACUACACCUGUGGGCAGGUUGCGUGGCGCGUUCGGUCAGCUCGCCCAAUCAGCACGUGCUGCGGGCUGAGGAUGUGGUCAGCUGCUGUCUGGAUCUCAGCGCUCCCAGCAUCUCCUUCCGCAUCAACGGCCAGCCGGUCCAGGGAAUGUUUGAGAACUUCAACUCAGACGGACUCUUCUUCCCCGUCGUGUCCUUCUCCUCUGGAGUCAAAGUGCGCUUCCUGUUGGGCGGUCGUCAUGGAGAGUUCAAGUUCCUGCCUCCAUCUGGUUACGCUCCAUGUUUUGAAGCCGUUUUACCACGAGAGAAGCUGCGUGUGGAGCACAGUCAGGAAUACAAACAUGAUCAUGGGAGAACACGCGACCUCCUGGGACCCACAGUCACACUGUCACAGGCGGCCUUCACUCCAACACCGGUGGACACCAGUCAGAUCGUGUUGCCUCCACAUCUUGAUAGGAUCCGGGAGAAGCUGGCAGAAAACAUCCAUGAGCUGUGGGUGCUGAACAAGAUUGAGCUGGGAUGGACCUACGGAGCGGUGAGGGAUGAUAAUAAACGGCAGCAUCCGUGUCUGGUGGAGUUCUCCAGACUUCCUGAACAAGAGCGCAGCUACAACCUACAGAUGUCUCAGGAGACGCUCAAGACUCUUCUGGCGUUGGGCUGUCAUGUUGGAGUGGCGGACGAACGAGCCGCAGAGAAAGUCACAAAUCUGAAGCUUUCAGCAAAAUACCAGCUGUCCAGCGGGUAUAAACCGGCCCCGAUGGACCUGAGCCACAUCAAACUGGCAUCUACCCAGGAGGCCAUGGUGGACAAGCUGGCAGAGAACGCUCACAACGUCUGGGCGCGAGACCGCAUACGACAGGGCUGGACCUACGGCGUCCAGCAGGACAUCAAGAGCAAGAGAAACCCUCGUCUGGUUCCUUACGUUCUGCUGGACGAGAGAACCAAGAAAUCAAACAAGGACAGUCUGCGGGAAGCCGUGCGGACGCUGCUGGGAUACGGAUUCAACCUGGAGGCCCCGGAUCAAGACCACGCGGCCCGAGCAGACGUGUGUAAUCCGUCUGCGGAGCGCUUCCGGAUAUUCCGAGCGGAGAAGACCUACAGCGUGAACGGAGGGAAGUGGUACUUUGAGCUGGAGGUGGUGACGGCGGGAGAGAUGCGGGUGGGCUGGGCGAGACCCGGCUGUCUGCCGGACCUGGAGCUGGGCUCAGACGACCAGGCCUUCGUCUUUGAUGGAUUCAAGGCUCAGCGCUGGCAUCAGGGCAACGAGCACUUCGGCCGCUCCUGGCAGUCUGGAGACGUGGUGGGCUGCAUGGUGGACAUGAACGAACGCACCAUGAUGUUCACGCUCAACGGAGAGGUGCUGCUGGACGACUCCGGCUCUGAACUCGCCUUCAAAGACUUCGAAGUUUGGGAAGGUUUCAUCCCGGUCUGUAGUCUGGGUGUGUGUCAGGUGGGCCGUAUGAACUUUGGGAAGAACGUGAGCACGCUGAAGUACUUCACCAUCUGCGGCCUGCAGGAGGGCUACGAACCCUUCGCCGUCAACAUGAACCGCGAUCUGACCAUGUGGAUCAGCAAACGGCUGCCUCAGUUCAUCCCCGUCCCGCUCAACCACGAGCACAUCGAGGUCACACGGAUCGACGGGACGGUGGAGAGCCCGCCGUGCCUAAAGGUCACCCAGAGGUCGUUCGGCUCACAGAACAGUAGCACAGACAUCAUGUUCUAUCGUCUCAGCAUGCCCAUCGAGUGCUCAGAGGCGUUUCUGCGUGCAGCCAGCGGCAGCUUCUUCUCUCCCAAGAGAGAUCUGGAGGACUUCGAGACGGUGUCGGACUUCGAGGUCCUGAUGAAGACGCCACACAGUCACGUGAGCUCGAACGGACCCGACAGAGAGCGAGAUGAGUUCAACAACCACAAGGAUCAUAAUCAGGAGAAACCCUCCAAAAUCAAGCAGAGGUUCAUGUUGAAAAGAACGAAGCCUGAAAUGACCAGCAGUAACUCCAGCGCUCGUCUGUCAGAGGAGGUUUUGGCUGAUGAGAGAGACGACUGUGAGAAUCUCAUACAGACAUCAGCGUAUUAUUACUCGGUGAGGAUCUUCCCCGGCCAGGAGCCAUCCAGCGUGUGGGUCGGCUGGGUGACCUCAGACUUUCAUCAGCACGACCCGGCCUUUGAGCUCAGCACGGUCCGAAUGGUCACCGUUACCCUGGGAGACGAGAAGGGCAAAGUUCACGAGAGCAUCAAGCGCAGUAACUGCUACAUGGUUUGGGGCGGCGAGUGCAGCAAUCCCAGUCAGGGCCGCAGUAAUAACGGGCUGGAGAUCGGGUGUUUGGUAGAUACAGCCAACGGCCUCCUCACCUUCACCUCCAACGGCAAAGAGCUCAGCACCUUCUACCAGGUGGAGCCCAGUACUAAACUUUUCCCUGCAGUGUUUGCACAAGCAACCAGUCCAAACAUCUUUCAGUUCGAACUGGGACGCAUCAAGAGCGUCAUGCCGCUCUCUGCAGGUCUGUUUAAAAGCGAGCGAAAGAACGCGAUUCCUCAGUGUCCGCCGCGGCUACAUGUGCAGUUCCUCACACCUGUGUUAUGGAGCCGUGUUCCCAAUCAUUUCCUGAGGGCAGAGGUCACCAGGGUCAGUGAGAGACUGGGCUGGAUGGUGCAGAGUUCAGAACCACUGCAGUUCAUGACGCUCCAUAUACCUGAGGAGAACAGGUCUCUGGAUAUCCUGGAGCUGACGGAGCAGAGAGAGCUGUUGAAGUUUCACUACCACACGCUGCGCUUGUAUUCGGCCAUCUGUGCUCUGGGGAACAAUCGUGUGGCUCACGCGCUCUGCAGUCAUGUAGACGAGGCGCAGCUCCUCUACGCCAUCCAGAACAAAUACAUGCCGGGCCUGCUGCGCACCGGAUACUACGACCUGCUGAUUGACAUCCACCUGAGCAGCUACGCCACCGCGCGCCUCAUGAUGAACUCUGAGUACAUUGUGCCCAUGACGCCCGAGACCAAGAGCAUCACGCUCUUCCCCGACGAGAAGAAGAAGCACGGGCUGCCGGGGAUCGGCCUGAGCACCUCCCUGCAGCCGCGCAUGCGCUUCUCCUCGCCCAGCUUCGUGGGCGCUGUCGGCGGUCACCACGGUAACGGCGCGGUCGCCGGGGGCGACUGUUUCCAGUACAGCCCCGAGUUCCCGCUGGAGGCGCUGAAGAGCCGCACGAUGGAGAUGCUGACGGAGGCGGUGCGAGAGGGAAGCUUGCACGUGCGCGACCCUGUGGGCGGCAGCACCGAGUUCCUGUUCGUUCCGCUCAUUAAACUCUUCUACACGCUCCUGAUCAUGGGCAUCUUCCACAACGGAGACCUGAAGACCAUUCUGCAGCUGAUCGAGCCCAGCGUCUUCUCGCAGGAUUCCGGGGUGGAGAGCGGAGGCGGGGCGCCAGAGGCGGAGGAUGACUGUGGGCGGGGCCAGCUGGAGGGGGGCGGGGCCGAGGAGCACGGCCUGAGAGGAAAGAUGCCCAAAGAAGGACUUCUGCAGAUGAAGCUUCCUGAACCCGUCAAACUGCAGAUGUGUCACCUGCUGCAGUACCUGUGCGACUGUCAGGUGCGUCACCGCAUCGAGGCUGUGGUCGCCUUCUCUGACGACUUUGUGGCGAAUCUUCAGGAGAACCAGCGUUUCCGCUAUAAUGAAGUAAUGCAGGCGCUGAACAUGUCUGCCGCUCUGACGGCACGCAAAACCAAAGAGUUCCGCUCUCCUCCGCAGGAACAGAUCAACAUGCUACUGAAUUUUAAGGAUGAGAAGCAGGACUGUCCGUGUCCAGAGGACAUCCGUGAACAGCUGCUGGACUUCCAUGAAGAUCUGAUGACACACUGUGGCAUUGAGACGGAUGAUGAUAAAUCAGGAGAUGGAGAUGAUUUCACCAUCAGGGGUCGUCUGAUGUUUCUGGUGGAGAAGGUGACCUACCUGAAGAAGAAAAUGACUGAAAUACCAAAGAAGAAGAAAUCAAAGAAACCCAGCACCUUACAGCAGCUGAUCUCGGAGACGAUGGUGCGCUGGGCUCAGGAGUCGGUCAUCGAGGAUCCCGAGCUGGUGCGGGCCAUGUUCGUGUUGCUCCACCGGCAGUACGACGGCAUCGGUGGCCAGGUGCGAGCGCUGCCCAAGACCUACACCAUCAACGCUGUCUCGGUGGAGGACACCAUCAACCUGCUGGCGUCUCUGGGUCAGAUCCGCUCUCUGCUCAGCGUCAGGAUGGGCCGCGAGGAGGAGAAGCUCAUGAUUCAUGGGCUCAGUGACAUCAUGAAUAACAAGGUGUUCUACCAGCAUCCGAACCUGAUGAGAGCGCUCGGCAUGCACGAGACCGUCAUGGAGGUGAUGGUGAACGUCCUGGGUGCAGGAGAGUCCAAGGAAAUCACCUUUCCUAAGAUGGUGGCCAACUGCUGUCGGUUCCUGUGCUACUUCUGUCGGAUCAGCCGUCAGAAUCAGAAGGCCAUGUUUGAUCAUCUGAGCUACCUGCUGGAGAACAGCAGCGUGGGCCUCGCGUCUCCGUCUAUGCGAGGUUCCACUCCUCUGGAUGUGGCCGCCGCGUCUGUGAUGGAUAAUAAUGAACUGGCUCUGGCGCUGAGAGAGCCGGACCUCGAGAAGGUGGUCCAGUAUCUGGCGGGCUGUGGUCUCCAGAGCUGCGUGAUGCUGAUGUCCAGAGGAUAUCCUGACAUCGGCUGGAACCCGGUGGAGGGUGAACGGUACCUGGACUUCCUCCGGUUCGCGGUCUUCUGUAACGGUGAGAGUGUGGAGGAGAACGCUAACGUGGUGGUGCGUCUCCUGAUUCGCCGGCCCGAGUGUUUUGGCCCCGCCCUGCGCGGAGAAGGCGGGAACGGGCUGCUGGCGGCGAUGGAGGAAGCCAUAAAGAUCUCAGAAGAUCCCAGUAGAGACGGACCAUCACCCACCACAGAGGAGAGCCGGACACUUAAUGACAUCAUGGAGGAAGAGGAAGACGACACCAUUCACAUGGGAAACGCCAUCAUGACCUUCUAUGCCGCUCUGAUCGAUCUGUUGGGCCGCUGCGCUCCAGAGAUGCACCUGAUCCACGCAGGGAAGGGAGAGGCCAUCCGUAUCCGAGCCAUCCUGCGCUCGCUCAUUCCCAUUGAGGAUCUGGUGGGAGUGAUCAGCAUCCCGUUCCUGAUGCCCACGCUGGCCAAAGACGGUUCUGUGAUCGAGCCGGACAUGUCAGCGGGAUUCUGUCCUGAUCACAAAGCGGCCAUGGUUCUGUUCCUGGACCGCGUUUACGGCAUCGAGGACCAGAACUUCCUCCUGCACCUGCUGGAAGUGGGCUUUCUUCCUGACCUCAGAGCCGCCGCCUCAUUGGACACGGUGGCUCUGAGCGCCACAGACAUGGCGCUGGCUCUGAACCGGUACCUGUGCACGGCGGUCCUGCCGCUGCUCACUAAAUGCGCUCCUCUGUUCGCCGGGACGGAGCCGUUCGCGUCUCUCAUCGACUCUCUGCUGCACACCGUCUACAGGCUGUCGAAAGGCUGCUGUCUCACCAAAGCGCAGAGAGACGCCAUCGAGGAGUGUCUGCUGGCUGUGUGCGGUAAACUGCGUCCCUCGAUGAUGCAGCAUCUGCUUAGGCGUCUGGUGUUUGACGUUCCUGUGCUAAACGAACACACUAAGAUGCCUCUGAAGCUCCUGACCAAUCACUACGAGCGCUGCUGGAAGUACUACUGUCUCUCCGGAGGAUGGGGAAGCUUCGGCGCCGCGUCAGACGAGGAGCUGCAUCUGUCCAGAAAGCUCUUCUGGGGGAUCUUUGAUGCUCUGGCCAGAAAGAAAUAUGAGGUGGAGUUGUUCAAGCUGGCGCUGCCGUGUCUGAGCGCAGUGGGCGGAGCUUUACCUCCCGAUUACAUGGAGUCAAACUACAUGGCCAUGAUGGAGAAACCGUCGUCUAUGGACGCCGAGGGAAACUUCAACCCGCAGCCCGCCGACACCAGCAGUGUUGUUGUUCCUGAGAAACUCGAUCAUUUCAUCAAUAAAUAUGCAGAAUACUCCCAUGAGAAAUGGUCCAUGGAGAAGGUGGCUAUGAAAGAACAGGAUCUGGACGCUCCGUCCAUAGAGAAACGCUUCGCCUACACGUUUCUGCAGCAGCUGAUCACGUAUGUGGAUGAAGCUCACGCACACAUGCUGGAGUACGAUGCUGGAAUUCGACCGAAAGGAGAGAAAAUCCCCCACGAGCAGCAGGUCAAAUUCUUCGGGAAGGUUGUGCUGCCGCUGGUGGACCAGUACUUCAAAAACCAUCGGCUCUACUUCCUGUCCACCGCCGUUCGACCAAUCAGCAGCGGCGGCCACGCCUCCAAUAAAGAGAAGGAGAUGGUGACCAGCCUGUUCUGUAAACUGGCCGUUCUGGUGCGGCACCGGAUCUCACUGUUUGGGAAUGAUGCCACGUCCAUUGUGAACUGCCUGCACAUCCUGGGACAGACGCUGGACGCCAGGACCGUGAUGAAAACCGGCCAGGACUCUGUCAAAGCAGCUCUGAGGGCGUUUUUUGACAACGGAGCAGAAGAUCUGGAGAAGACGAUGGAGAACCUGCGGCAGGGUCAGUUCACACACGCGCGCAUGCAGCCCAAAGGAGUCACACAGAUCAUAAACUACACGACCAUCGCUCUGCUGCCUGUCCUCUCAUCGCUGUUCGAACACAUCGGACAGAACCUGUUCGGAGAGGAUCUCAUACUGGAUGAUGUCCAGGUUUCCUGCUAUCGGAUUCUGAACAGUUUGUACUCACUUGGAACCAGUAAAAGUAUUUAUGUUGAGAGGCAGCGCCCAGCUCUCGGCGAGUGUUUGGCUGCGUUUUCAGGUGCGUUUCCUGUGGCCUUCCUGGAGCCCAGUCUGAACAGACACAACACUUUCUCCAUAUACAACUGCAAAAGCUCCCGAGAGCGAGCAGCGCUGGGUCUCCCCACUCAGGUGGAGGAGGUGUGUGCUCUGGUGCCGUCUCUGGAGCGAGCGCUGGAGGAGAUCAUGGAGCUGGCCGAGUCUGGCAUGCGUUACACACAGAUGCCUCACGUGAUGGAGGUGCUGCUGCCCAUGCUGUGCAGCUACAUGUCUCACUGGUGGGAACACGGACCCGAGAGCAUCCCGGAGCGCGCCGAGAGCUGCUGCACCUCGCUGACCUCCGAACACAUGAACACGCUGCUGGGAAACAUCCUCAAGAUCAUCUACAACAACCUGGGCAUCGACGAGGGAGCCUGGAUGAAGAGACUCGCAGUGUUUUCUCAGCCCAUCAUCGGUAAAGCCAAGUCUCAGCUGCUGAAGACUCACUUCCUGCCGCUGAUGGAGAAGCUGAAGAAGAAGGCGGCGACGGUGCUGCAGGAUGAGGAGCACAUGAAGGCGGAGGGCCGAGGCGAGAUGUCCGAGUCUGAGCUCCUCAUUCUGGACGAGUUCACCGUCCUGGUGCGAGACCUGUACGCCUUCUACCCGCUGCUCAUACGCUUCGUCGACUACAACAGAGCGAAGUGGCUGAAGGAGCCGAACACUGAGGCGGAGGAGUUAUUCCGUAUGGUGGCCGAAGUCUUUAUAUUCUGGGCCAAAUCACAUAACUUUAAAAGAGAAGAGCAGAACUUUGUGGUUCAGAAUGAAAUCAACAACAUGUCCUUCCUCAUAACUGAUACCAAAUCCAAGAUGUCCAAGGGAGCCGUGUCGGAUCAGGAGAGGAAGAAGAUGAAGAAGCGCGGUGACCGAUAUUCCCUUCAGACGUCUCUGAUCGUCGCCGCUCUCAAGCGCUUACUUCCUGUGGGACUGAACAUCUGCGCGCCGGGAGACCAGGAGCUGAUCGGACUCGCCAAGAGCCGCUUCACACAGAAAGACACUGAGGACGAGGUGCGAGAGACCAUACGGAACAACCUCCACCUGCAGGGAAAGCUGGAGGAUCCUGCGAUCCGCUGGCAGAUGGCGCUGUAUAAAGACAUGCCCAACCGCAGCGAAGACACGUCUGACCCCGAGAAGACCGUCUACAGAGUGCUGAACAUCGCACACGUGCUCUUCCACCUCGAUCAGGUCGAACAUCCUCAGCGCAGUAAGAAGGCCGUGUGGCACAAGCUGCUGUCUAAACAGAGGAAGAGAGCCGUAGUGGCCUGUUUCAGGAUGGCGCCGCUUUACAACCUACCCAGGCACAGAGCCGUGAACCUGUUCCUCCAGGGUUAUGAGAAGUCCUGGAUCGAGACAGAAGAGCAUUAUUUUGAGGACAAGCUGAUUGAGGAUUUGGCCAAACCGGGUGGAGAGGAGCCGUCGGAGGAGGACGAGAUGACCAAACACAUCGACCCGUUACACCAGCUCAUACAACUGUUCAGCAGAACCGCGCUGACCGAGAAAUGUAAACUCGAGGAGGACAAUCUCUACAUGGCUUACGCUGAUAUCAUGGCUAAGAGCUGUCAUGAUGAAGAGGAGGAGGAUGAAGAGGAGGUUAAGAGUUUUGAGGAGAAAGAGAUGGAGAAGCAGAAGCUGCUGUAUCAGCAGGCCCGACUGCACGACCGCGGCGCGGCUGAGAUGGUGCUGCAGACCAUCAGCGCCAGCAAAGGAGAGAUGGGGCCGAUGGUGGCCUCCACGCUGAAGCUGGGCAUCGCUAUACUCAACGGAGGAAACUCAACCGUCCAGCAGAAAAUGCUGGACUACCUGAAGGACAAACGAGACGUGGGGUUUUUCCAGAGUCUGGCGGGACUGAUGCAGUCGUGCAGUGUUCUGGAUCUCAACGCCUUCGAGAGGCAGAAUAAAGCUGAAGGUCUCGGGAUGGUGACGGAGGAAGGAUCAGGUGAGAAGGUCAUGCAAGACGACGAGUUCACCUGUGACCUCUUCCGCUUCCUGCAGCUGCUCUGUGAGGGACACAACUCCGACUUUCAGAACUACCUGAGAACACAGACGGGGAACAAUACGACAGUCAACAUCAUCAUCUCCACCGUGGAUUACCUGCUCCGAGUCCAGGAGUCCAUCAGUGACUUCUACUGGUACUACUCCGGGAAAGAGGUCAUCGAUGAGCAAGGCCAGCGCAACUUCUCCAAAGCAAUCAAUGUAGCCAAACAAGUCUUCAACACGCUCACAGAGUACAUUCAGGGCCCUUGUACGGGGAAUCAGCAGAGUCUGGCUCACAGCCGUCUGUGGGACGCAGUUGUUGGUUUCUUGCACGUUUUCGCACAUAUGCAGAUGAAGCUGUCUCAGGAUUCAAGCCAAAUCGAGCUGCUGAAGGAGCUCAUGGAUCUUCAGAAGGAUAUGGUCGUGAUGCUCUUGUCCAUGCUGGAAGGAAAUGUUGUGAACGGCACCAUUGGAAAGCAGAUGGUGGACAUGUUGGUGGAGUCCUCGAACAAUGUGGAGAUGAUUCUGAAGUUCUUCGACAUGUUCCUCAAACUGAAAGAUCUGACGUCAUCAGACGCCUUCAAAGAGUACGACCCCGACGGCAAAGGAGUCAUCUCCAAGAGGGACUUCCACAAGGCCAUGGAGAGCCAUAAACAUUACACCCAAUCCGAGACCGAGUUCCUGCUCUCCUGCGCCGAAACCGACGAAAACGAGCUCUUGGAUUAUGAAGAGUUCGUCGAACGCUUCCACGAACCAGCCAAGGACAUCGGCUUCAACGUGGCUGUCCUUCUAACCAACCUCUCGGAGCACAUGCCCCAUGACUCGCGCCUUCAGACCUUCCUGGAGCUAGCCGAGAGCGUGCUAAACUACUUCCAGCCCUACCUAGGCCGCAUCGAGAUCAUGGGCAGCGCUAAACGGAUCGAGCGGGUCUACUUCGAGAUCAGCGAGUCCAGCCGCACUCAAUGGGAGAAGCCGCAGGUCAAAGAGUCCAAACGCCAGUUCAUCUUCGACGUGGUGAACGAAGGCGGCGAGAAGGAGAAGAUGGAGCUCUUUGUUAACUUCUGCGAAGACACCAUCUUCGAGAUGCAGCUGGCGGCGCAGAUGUCCGACGCCGGCGAGCGCUCGGCUAGCAAAGAGGACAGCGAGAGAGAGAAACCCGAGGAGGAGAGUCCCGAGAUGGGCUUCUUCUCCAUCACCACCGUACGAACGGCUCUGUUUGCCUUACGAUACAACGUGAUGCUCUUAAUGAAAGUGCUGUCUAUGAAGAGCCUAAAGAAGCAGGUGAAGAAAGCCAAGAAGAUGACGGUGAAGGACAUGGUGACCACACUGGUGUCCUUCUAUUGGAGCGUCCUGCUGGGACUCCUGCACUUCGCCUUCAGCGUCGCUCGAGGAUUCUUCCGGAUCGUUUACAACAGCUUUCUCGGAGGCAGUCUGGUGGAGGACGCCAAGACCAUGAAGGUGUCGGAGCUCCUGGCUAACAUGCCUGAUCCGACUCAAGACGAGGUGAGAGGAGAGACGGAGGAGAGCGAGAAGAAACCCACGGACAGAACCUCACCCGAGGAAGACCUGGCCGAUCUGACGGUGGCCGCAGACGACACCGACCUCCUGUCCGAUAUAUUCGGUUUGGACCUGAAGAGAGAAGGAGGGCAGUACAAACUGAUGCCUCACAAUCCGAACGCUAGCCUCACGGAUCUGCUCAACACACCCAUCCCUCCUCCGCCUACACCCUCGCCAGACCUCCGCAGGAGACACCAGACGAAGGGCUCUUCAUCCUCAGCAGACAACAGUGAAGCUGCGGAGGAGACCAAAUCCGUGCCUGAGAAAGCCGAAGGGGAAAACGGAGAGAAAGCACCGAAGAAGAAGGAGGAAGCGGUGAAGAGGAAGGUCAGACAGCACCAUGAGCCUGAUCUGCAGGAGUCGGCAUUCUGGAAGAAGAUCAUCGCUUACCAACGCAAGCUGCUGAACUACUUUGCACGAAAUUUCUACAACAUGAGAAUGUUGGCUUUGUUUGUGGCCUUUGCAAUCAACUUCAUUCUGCUGUUUUACAAGGUGUCCACGUCCUCGGCCGUCUCUGAGGGGAAGGAGGUGUUGUUCAGCUCGUCUUCAGAUGCCAGCGUACGCUGGGAUCCUCUGGGAGGCUCGAGCGCUCGACCCGAUGCUGUGCACUUUGUGCUGGAGGAGAGCAGCGGCUACAUGGAGCCCACGCUGAGGAUCUUAGCCAUCCUGCACACCGUCAUCUCCUUCUUCUGCAUCAUCGGCUACUACUGCUUGAAGGUUCCUCUGGUGAUUUUCAAGCGUGAGAAGGAAGUGGCCAGAAAGCUGGAGUUUGACGGUCUGUACAUCACUGAACAGCCGUCGGAGGACGAUAUUAAAGGCCAGUGGGACCGACUGGUCAUCAACACACAGUCCUUCCCAAACAAUUACUGGGAUAAAUUUGUGAAGCGGAAGGUGAGUUUGGAGACAUUUACACACAUACAGACAGAUGAACGACUGAACUCCAUCGAUGUGAAGUAUCAGAUCUGGAAGCUGGGCGUCGUCUUCACUGAUAACUCGUUCCUGUAUCUGGCCUGGUACAUGAGCAUGUCCAUCCUCGGACACUACAAUAACUUCUUCUUUGCCGCCCACCUACUGGACAUCGCCAUGGGCUUCAAGACCCUCAGAACCAUCCUGUCCUCCGUCACACACAACGGCAAACAGCUGGUCCUGACUGUAGGACUGCUGGCGGUUGUGGUCUAUCUCUACACUGUGGUGGCUUUCAACUUCUUCCGUAAAUUCUACAAUAAGAGUGAAGAUGGAGAAUCACCAGACAUGAAGUGUGACGACAUGCUAACGUGCUAUAUGUUCCACAUGUAUGUUGGCGUUCGUGCUGGCGGCGGCAUCGGUGAUCAGAUCGAAGAUCCGGCAGGUGACGAGUACGAGAUCUACCGCAUCAUCUUUGACAUCACCUUCUUCUUCUUCGUCAUCGUCAUCCUCCUGGCCAUUAUUCAGGGUCUGAUCAUCGAUGCGUUUGGUGAGCUGAGAGACCAGCAAGAGCAGGUGAAGGAGGACAUGGAGACAAAGUGCUUCAUCUGUGGGAUUGGAAACGACUACUUCGACACGGUUCCUCACGGCUUUGAGACACACACGCUGCAGGAACACAACCUGGCCAACUAUCUAUUUUUCGUCAUGUAUCUCAUCAACAAGGAUGAAACGGAGCACACAGGCCAGGAGUCGUAUGUUUGGAAAAUGUACCAGGAACGAUGCUGGGAAUUCUUCCCCGCUGGUGACUGUUUCCGGAAACAAUACGAGGACCAGCUCAAUUAAAACACACACACACACACACGGAUGGCUCUUACAGUGGCGAUUCUAUCAGCUGGAACGCUUUCGACACACAGUGAACAUACAACAUUUCUAGCCGCAGCUGAAGAGCCACACUUUCCUGCCAUCCGACGCUUCUUCAUUUCAUCAAUGAACUCACAGACUGAUUGAAGAGGAGGGGAGCAAGACGUCAUGAGCGAACGCUGCACGCUUCUUUAGACGGGGAUCCGGUGCCUUAUGCAAGAUGAAGAUGAGCCGGAGCGAGCGCUGGAACCCCUCAGGACUCGAAGAUUCUCCUCUGCUGAUCCGUUUCUUGCUUUGUUUUCCGUUCUUUUGGUAAUGCACCCAUGCAACAGCAGAGUUACUCUUUAUAUAGUCAAAAAAUCUUUCAUUGCAUGUUUAUUAUGCAAGUUUAAGGAAAACAUUUGAAACGUAAAGACGCAAGCUGAUCUAUAUCACGCGCAGUUUUCUAGGUUUAAGAACAUUUAAGCGGUCUCUGUCCUGUCGCAGUAUAUCACGUUCGCAGAAAAAAAAUAUGUCCACUAGCGGAGAAAAACGCAUUCGCAUUAGAUUUAGUUUGAUGCAGAAGCAAUACCCAUUCAGGGAGUCCGCCCUACACCCUACACGCUAUGCCCUAUACACUACACACUACACCCUAUACACUACAUCCUACACCCUACACGCUACGCCCUAUACGCUACACCCUACAUGCUACGCCCUACAUGCUACUCCCUAUACACUACACGCUACGCCCUAUACACUACACCCUACACUCUACGCCCUAUACACUACACCCUACGGCGACGGAGGGCUGAACAUCAGCGUUUCCCUGCAGGAGCUCAACUCACGCUUAAUAACUGUAGAAACACGUCACGCACAGACUCACAAAAGGCCUGCGGAAUCGAGACAUUUCCCAUC
This is a messenger RNA of Sinocyclocheilus anshuiensis, 15488 nucleotides long. It is a transcript of the gene ryr2a, whose product is annotated as ryanodine receptor 2a (cardiac). The transcript has 100 exons. Gene Ontology annotation, cellular component: sarcoplasmic reticulum membrane; smooth endoplasmic reticulum; calcium channel complex. Gene Ontology annotation, biological process: intracellular calcium ion homeostasis; release of sequestered calcium ion into cytosol by sarcoplasmic reticulum; striated muscle contraction. NCBI's taxonomy places the organism in Eukaryota, Metazoa, Chordata, Actinopteri, Cypriniformes, Cyprinidae. Bases 288 to 14576 code for a protein of 4762 amino acids. The record is from RefSeq and is a predicted model, not a curated record. Gene Ontology annotation, molecular function: ryanodine-sensitive calcium-release channel activity; protein binding; calcium ion binding.